Molecule: messenger RNA, 1250 nt
Organism: Alnus glutinosa
Lineage: Eukaryota; Viridiplantae; Streptophyta; Magnoliopsida; Fagales; Betulaceae
Product: peroxidase 60
Exons: 4
Coding region: 59-1063 (334 amino acids)
Biological process (GO): hydrogen peroxide catabolic process; response to oxidative stress
Cellular component (GO): plant-type cell wall; plasmodesma
Molecular function (GO): peroxidase activity; heme binding
Source: RefSeq, a predicted model, not a curated record
UUUCAUAUCGAUCCAAUAUUAUUCAGUACGUAGUUCAAGAGAUAUAGGACUACUGAAGAUGAAAAUGUCUCGCACAGCAGCAGUUGCAGUUGUAGCCCUUGCGCUCCUCUCUGUGAGCUUCACAGGCCACUGUUAUGGCGGCGCCGGCGCACUUCAGGUGGGAUUUUACAAGGGAAGAUGUGGGUUUCUCGAUGUGGAGACUAUUGUAGCUAGUGUUGUCAAGGCUAGCCUUUUCAAGGACCCGACGAUUGCCCCCGCCCUCAUUCGCAUGCAGUUCCAUGACUGCUUUGUCAAAGGAUGUGAUGCGUCGAUUCUGCUAGAUGGGAGCUCCAGCGAGAAAACUGCACCACCAAAUCUAAGUGUGAGGGGUUAUGAUGUUAUCGACGCAGUAAAAGAGCAAUUGGAGAAGUUCUGUCCUGGCCUUGUCUCUUGUGCUGACAUAAUUUCCAUGGCUACCAGGGACGUCAUUUUCUUGAGUGGAGGAGGGAGAUACAACGUCCAAACGGGGAGAAGGGAUGGCUUUGAAUCCCUUGCCAUAAACGUUGAUCUUCCCAGUCCUACAUUAUCAGUGCCUCAGUCCAUUGCUGCAUUUGCUAGAAAAGGACUUACUGAUACAGACAUGGUUUAUCUUCUUGGUGGUCAUACCGUUGGUGUUACACACUGUUUCGUAAUCCAAGAUCGACUUUACAAUUUCCAAAGCACUGGGAAACCUGACCCGACCAUGGAUCCAUGGUUACUCACAACGCUAAGACAAAGGUGCCCCCAGAAUUCGACAGGCAGCAAUAGCAACAUCAUUAAUCUCGACCAGAAUCGCUUGAGUUCGUCCAUCGUUGAUAACUCGUUCUACAAGCAAAUCUUAGCCCACAGGGGUGUUCUCCAGAUUGAUCAAGAGCUAGCUUUAGAUCCACUCACCAGCGCCACCGUGUCAACGAUAGCCCGUUCGUGGGACUUCCGCAGCAAAUUCGGCCAAGCCAUGGUGAAGUUGGGAGCGGUCGACGUGCUUACUGGAACAGACGGGGAGAUAAGGAAAUCAUGCAGAGCCAUCAACAACCCCUUGUUUUAAUUAAUGCCAAGACACAUCAUGAAUCCUUAAUAUUUUGGUUUUUUUUUGCAUUUUGUUUGUUUUUUCUUAUAUUGGGUUAAUUAUUGUUCAUCUGGGUCGAUCAUUUUCAUCUUUAAUUUGUUUCCCUGUAAUUCUUUUGGGGUUAUUUUAUUUAAUUAUUUAUUAAUUUUUGAGGUUAUUUUAAUAA